Messenger RNA from Dermacentor albipictus, 1450 nucleotides. Its product is annotated as glutathione S-transferase 1-1-like. Lineage: Eukaryota; Metazoa; Arthropoda; Arachnida; Ixodida; Ixodidae. The record is from RefSeq and is a predicted model, not a curated record. Gene Ontology annotation, biological process: glutathione metabolic process. Gene Ontology annotation, molecular function: glutathione transferase activity.
GAAGGUCGCACGCACACUUGCUCUGAGCCAUGACCAUCACUCUGUAUAAUAUAAUUGGCAGUCCACCCUGCAACUUUGUACGCACACUCGCAAAGCAUUUGGACAUAGAUGUGAAGCUCAAGAAUUUGGACUACAUGAACAAGGAGCAGUAUAGGGAGGAAUACCUCAAGAUCAAUCCAUUCCACAAAGUUCCUGCGAUUGACGAUGAAGGUUUUAUCGUCUAUGAAAGCAACGCCAUUGCCUACUACUUGCUCCGCAAGUACGCCCCCGAUUCGGAGCUCUACCCGGCUUGCAUCAAGACUCGCACCCACAUCGACCAGAUUCUUUCAGCACUUGUCACUACAAUCCACAGUGCAUCCGGAGUGUUCAUCGCUCCUCGAGUCUAUCAGAAGACCAAGCCGACGACUGAGGAGAUUACGACAUUUGAACAGAAUGUGCUCCGAGGGCUAGAACUCCUCAUCGGUGAGGGCAAGUUCGCGGUUGGGGACACCUUCACCCUCGCCGACAUGGCCUUAACAGCACGCAUAAUUGUGCCCCUUGAGAACAAGUUCGUGGACCAUUCCAAGUUUCCCAAGCUGACAAGCUACUACGAGCGUGUCAAGCGCGAGCAGCCUUACUUUGAGGAAAUAUACAGGCCAGGCAUAAACAGCUUCAAGCAGAUGUUCGAUAACCUAAAAGACUUUAUUUUCGUCAUGACUAUCACGUUGUACAAUUUAGACCGCAGCCCACCCUGCAUGUUUGUGCGGUCACUGGCCAAGCACAUAGGCGUAGCGCUGAAGAUCAAGGACGUGGACUUCGACAAAAAGGAGCAUUUGACCGACGAAUAUUUCAAGAUUAAUCCAUUCCGCAAAGCUCCCGUGAUUGUCGAUGGAGAUUUUUCUGUCUACGAGAGUAAUGCGAUUGCCUACUACUUGCUUCGCAAGCACGCCCCUGAGUCGGAGCUCUACCCUGCCGGCCUGAAGAUUCGUACCCGUAUCGACCAAGUUCUCGCAGGCCUUGCCAAUAAGAUCGAUGGUCCUUUGGUGCUAUUCUUCUUUCAUCGAAUCGUGCGCAAGACCAAGCCGUCGGCCGAGGAGUUGCAGGAAUUUGAGCAGAAGGUCAUCACGGGAAUCGAAUACCUGGUCGGUGAUGACAAGUUCGCGGCCGGUGAUACGCUCACCCUAGCAGAUCUCGCUGUCAUUCCCUACCUCACAUUGGCUCUUGAGAAUGAUUCCGUUGACCCAGCAAAGUUUCCCAAGCUGGCCAGCUACUACAAACGAGUCAGGAAGGAGCUACCGUACUACGAGGAAAUCCGCAGUGAUGGCAUGAAAUACUUCAAAGAGUUGUGGGCAACCUUGAAAUAGAAUGGAGAAGCCUUCAUAAAGAAGUGCGGUUAGCCGCUCGAAAAGUACUUUUGCUGCUUAAAAACACCAAUAUUUUCGAAAUAUAAUAGCAUAUAAUAAAUGCGUUA